Molecule: messenger RNA, 425 nt
Organism: Rubroshorea leprosula
Lineage: Eukaryota; Viridiplantae; Streptophyta; Magnoliopsida; Malvales; Dipterocarpaceae
Source: the annotation of a GenBank genome assembly
UGCAGCCACCCGAAGAAAAGAAAAAAAGGGAACCCAGCCAUGCCUUGAGAAAACCGGUAGAAAGCCUUACAUUCCUCCUUCUUUCUUGUCCAAAAACCAGAUUUGGAGCCUUGAAAUCUUCCCCCCUGCAGAAUUUUCGGAUCUGCCCUGCUUUGCUCUGUUCUUCCGCCGGCUGCUCCUGCUUUGUGGGGGUGAUUUGCUCCGGUUUUGGUUUCCCAUGAAUUUUCUGCACUUCCCGUCGGCCUCCCCAAGUCACAACUCCGGUUCUUGCUGGAUUUAUGGAAACGAAACCGAGGAUGGGGAAACCACGGGAAGUGACGAGUUAGAAGGCUAGCCAUUUCGAGAUUUGAUAUAGAUUUUACAUGUAGAUCAUGAUCUUGUAAACUGGAUUUUAAUUGGAGAUUUUAUAAAUUCAUUGAAUGGAU